This is a messenger RNA of Dunckerocampus dactyliophorus (ringed pipefish), 4141 nucleotides long. Its product is annotated as ubiquitin carboxyl-terminal hydrolase 2-like. Gene Ontology annotation, molecular function: cysteine-type deubiquitinase activity. The transcript is spliced from 12 exons. Bases 231 to 1442 code for a protein of 403 amino acids. Gene Ontology annotation, biological process: protein deubiquitination. The record is from RefSeq and is a predicted model, not a curated record. NCBI's taxonomy places the organism in Eukaryota, Metazoa, Chordata, Actinopteri, Syngnathiformes, Syngnathidae. Gene Ontology annotation, cellular component: cytoplasm.
CGGCGACCGGGUUUAUUAAUGGUGGAAAGGGAGGGGGCGUUCACGUCCGCAGUAAAAAGUCAGCAAGCGGCAGUUUGUCGUUAGUCCUCCAACGGACAUCAAAGAGGUGGUGGACGUUAGCUGCUGUGCGGUUAAGACCAUUAUGCAACCUCCUGCGAGACGCUUUGGACCUCGCUAGACUGUCCUCGUCACACGUUACGACUCUCUAAAAAUCCUCGACGUCGUCCACCAUGCCGUCCCUGCGACACUCUUACACGGUGACAGCACCGGAGGAACCAGCCACCGCUCUCCCCGCAGCAAAGCCAGAUUUGCAGCGCAAGGGUCGGUCCUUGUCCCGGUCCAUGCUGGUGUCCACAUUCAUGGGGCUGAUCAUCAACCAGGCCAAGAAGCAGAGUCCGCAAGGCCUGGUGGGACUGAAGAACCUUGGAAACACCUGUUUCAUGAACUCUAUCCUCCAGUGUUUGAGUAACACCCCAGAGUUGAGGGACUACUGCCUAAGGGAUGUCCAUCGAACCGACCUGAACAACAACAGCAGGACGAGUUCGGCUCUCAUUGACGAGUUUGCCAAGCUGACUCGGAGCUUGUGGACGUCCUUCAACGAGACAGUCACUCCCUCCGAUUUCAGGAACCAGGUCCAGCUGUACGCUCCUAAAUUUGCAGGGUGCAAUCAGCAGGACGCCCAGGAGUUCCUGCGCUUCCUGCUGGACGGCCUCCAUAACGAGGUGAACAGGGUGACGACGUCCGCCAGGCUGCCUGACCAGGACUUUGACCACCUCUCGGAGGACGAAAAAGCCAAGCGAACAUGGAGCUUGUAUUUGGAGCGGGAGGACAGCAAAGUCGUGGAUUUGUUCGUCGGGCAGCUGAAGAGCUCCCUGACGUGCACCGUCUGCGGCUUCCGCUCCACGGUCUUUGAGCCCUUCUGGGACCUCUCCAUACCCAUCGCACCGAGGAUCUCUGGCGAGGUGACUCUCAGAGAUUGCCUGAGGGUGUUCACCAAGGAGGAUGUGCUGGAUGGAGACGAGAGACCGACUUGCAACAAAUGCAAAGCCAGGCGAAAAUGCACCAAAAGAUUCAGCAUUCAGAAGUUCCCUCAGAUUCUUGUGCUUCACCUGAAGCGUUUCUCCGACUCCAACAUCCGAGCCAGCAAGCUGUCCACGUACGUCAACUUCCCCCUCAAGGAGCUCGACCUGCGGGAGUUUGCCUCUGAGAGCGGUGAGCGCGUUAUGUACAACCUCUACGCAGUAUCCAACCACUGGGGGAACACGCUGGGGGGUCAUUACACCGCCUACUGUAAGAACGCCACUGUAGGGGAGUGGUACAGCUACAACGACUGCAGGGUGAGCCCCAUGUCCUCCAGCCAGGUCCGCAGCAGCAACGCCUACAUCCUCUUCUACGAGCUCGCUGCCUCGCCGCACAGCAAAAGUCAGACGUGUCGCCUUUAGGCGCCCUGAAAACCGCACCUGCAAAAAAAAUGUAUAACUGUUGUUCCGCCUGCAGGGUGAGCACGCCCCCUUGUGGAAAGAGCAGCCUGUGACUGCAAGGCCGCAGGUCGGGACACGUAUGAACUGUUUUACAAGUGUCCCGUCCUGGACCUGAAUUUAUAUUUUUCUUAGUCUUUUUCAGGAUUUUUCUUGAGGGUUUUUUGUAUGCACUUUAAACAUGAACUAUUGACGACAACUGCAAUUUAUAAUUUAUUCUAUUAAGAGGGGAAAAAAGGCCCUGGAGUUCUCUGUUUUAGAACAACUGUGAUGCACCACAAGUAUGGGAGACGAGGCUUCAAUGCUUUAUUUUUGUACAGCACAGUUGAAAGUACACACUGCAGCACAGCCAGGAACACCAAAGCAGCAGCAACUGAGUGUGUGUGUGUGUGUGUGUGUGUGUGUGUGUGUGUGUGUGUAUGAUUAAAAGUCAAUUCAAACUGUUCCUUGCUUUGUUUCAUUUGAACAGGUAAGGUGGGAUGCUUCAAAACUGCAAAGAUAUUACAAUUAGUAUGAAUACAAUACAUACUGUAUGCACAGACCUGAUCACUAUCUUAAGACCAGUUGAAAAAUUGCUAGAAUUUGCAUUUUGCACAUUUGGAUCUUAAUGAGGGCCGCACGGUGGUCUAGUGGUUAGCACGUUGGCCAACACAGUAACAGCUUGGAGAUCGGGAAGAGAUCGGGAGAUCGGGAAGACCUGGGUUCGAUUCUCCCCUGGGCAUUUCUGUGUGGAGUUUGCAUGUUCUCCCCGUGUGCGCGCGGGUUUUCUCCGGGUACUCCAGCUUCCUCCCACAUUCCAAAAACAUGCAGGUGAGGUUAAUUGACGACUCUAAAUUGCCCAUAGGUAUGAAUGUGAGUGUGAAUGGUUGUCUAUAUGUGCCCUGCGAUUGGCUGGCGACCAGUCCAGGGUGUACCCCGCCUGUCGCCUGAAGUCAGCUGGGAUAGGCUCCAGCAUGCCCCCGCGACCCUAAUGAGGAAGAAGCGGUAUAGAAAAUGGAUGGAUGGAUCUUAAUGGGGUUUUAAGUAGAACCACAAUAUGCAAAAACAAGAAGGGGGAGUGAGACAAAAAGCACUUUGAAAAAGUAAUUUAUUGAAAACAACAAAACAAACUGAAAUAGGCUGUUUAAUAAUAAAUGUGUUAGAAGUGGGGAAAAAAAAUCCUAGUUCAGCACCAACUUGUACACUUUUUUUUUAUCACUACUGUCCAACAAAAAAUAGACAUCUCCCAAGUUUGGGAGAUACAUGGCUUUUCAUUUCAACCCAAACACACAUUUUUCACUUUUGUGUGUGUGUGUGUGUGUGGAAAACAAAAAAGGAAUCUUAAAAAGGGCGAUACAUUUAAUAUAUACACACAAAUAUAUGCCCUGUUUUUUGUGCGUCCAAAACAACCAAGUUUAUUUCACAAAAUGUUUUUUUUUGUUGUUGGACAGCAACAUAAUGCUUAAAAAUGCUUUAAAAAAAAUCUCCCAAUUUUGUAAAAUACAUUUUUUGUUCCAGCCAAAAUAAUAAAAUAUUAAUAAAAAUAUAAAUUACAAUAUAUAUUUAUACACACACACACAUUGGUGUGAAAAAGUGUUUGCCCCCUUACUGAUUUCUUUUUUUUUUUGCAUGUUUGUCAUGCUUAAAUGUUUCAGAUCAUCAAACAAAUUUAAAUAUUAGUCAAUGACAACACAACUGAACACAAAAUGCAGUUUUUAAAUGAACCUUUUUAUUAUUAAGGGAGAAAAAAAAUCCAAACCUACAUGUCCCUGUGCGGAAAAGGUUGUCAGUGUGGAAAAGGUUAUAAAGAAAUUUCUAAAGAAUUGGGACUCCAGUGAACCACAGUGAGAGCCAUUAUCCAGAAAUGGGGAAAACAUGAAACAGUGGUGAACCUUCCCAGGCGUGGCCGGCCAACCAAAAUGACCCCAAGAGCGCAGCGAUGACUCAUCUAGAGGUCACAAAAGACCCCACAACAACAUCCAAAGAACUGCAGGCCUCACUUGCCUCAGUUGAGGUCAGUGUUCAUGACUCCACCAUAAGAAAGACACCAUUACAUCUGGUGUAAAAGUAACGCCGCAUUUCAGAAAAAGAACAUCAUACCAAUAGUAAAAUAUGGUGGUGGUAGUGUGAUGGUCUGGGGCUGUUUUGCUGCUUCAGGACCUGGAAGACUUGAACCAUGAAUUCUGCUGUCUACCAAAAUUCUCCAAAUUAAAUUAAAUUAUUAUUUGGAUCCGCAGUCACAACAAAAAUAAAACAAAAAUACAGUACUGUUAUGCAUUAUAAAUGAAGUGGCAAAAAAAUACUAGCUCUGCACCAAAGUGUAAUAAUUGUAAAAACUGCUAAAAACAAAACAAACAAAAAAAACGAUUGGUUGAUUGAUUGGUCAUUGCAGGACAGUGGUUGACCAUUCACCUUAUGUAACAAUAGCUAAAAAAGGGGAGGGGUCAUCUGAAAUACCCAAACCGGUCACAAGGUGGCCUCGUCAAGCACACUCCCGGUUUUGUUUUUUGGCGAGUAAAAAAAAAGUACAACAAAGUAGUUGACUACCGUUUUCAUAGCAUAGUUGGUGAGGGUGAGCAAGUGUAAACGAACAGCAUGAAUGAGCAGAUUACGGCCAGAUUGGAUUUACACGGCUAAACCGCGUGAUCCACUUCCUGUAGCCGGUGCUUGGAUUAAAUGCUGCG